This is a messenger RNA of Jaminaea rosea, 1605 nucleotides long. RefSeq lists its product as hypothetical. The coding region runs from base 1 to 1605 and encodes 534 amino acids. Gene Ontology annotation, biological process: mRNA splicing, via spliceosome. Gene Ontology annotation, cellular component: nucleus. NCBI's taxonomy places the organism in Eukaryota, Fungi, Basidiomycota, Exobasidiomycetes, Microstromatales. The transcript has a single exon. The record is from RefSeq and is a predicted model, not a curated record. Gene Ontology annotation, molecular function: RNA binding.
AUGGUCGUGAGAGCCCUGCAGCGGGUGGUGCUCGUUGUUACUACAGGUGGCCCUGCUGCGAAGGAGGAUAGGGCUGAGCAACAGAAGAAAGAGAGCAAGACAGCCUUUGCCUUCUUCAGCAGCGUCGAGGCCGCAGGGAUCGCUCUGGAGGCGCUGAGAGCCAGAGAGCUAUUUCAGGCCAAGACCGCUCAUAUCGCAGCACUCAGCAACGACAGUCAGGGAUCAGGUAGCAAGGGGCAGCACAUUGACUUUGCUCGUUUCAGCUCCCACUUCAUCCAGGCAGGCGAGGGCCGAGGCAAUCCUGCCUGCGGCGGUGAGGAUGCUUCACCAAGCUGGACUACAACUUGGCACGACGACGAGACAGGCCAUGAUUGGCAGCCGGUUGAUCCAGAAGCGAAAUGUCAGAUCUGGCAAAAGGGCUGGCCGUUGCCACUGCCUAAUCCAGGCCGAGAGAAAACCGAGGGUCGUCCUCCCUCCCACCAGCAAGCAGAGAAGUCACAAGCAUCCUCUGAGAAGCACAAGAAAGCCAAGGUCCCACCAGCCCCGCCGAUACUCGGAGGUAAGCUAAAUGCGGCGCACAAUAUCGCUCAUUGGGGGAGGAAGCAGGAGGAGCUGCACGGCGUCGGGCUGUCCACCGUCGCUGCGACGAAGUCAUCAAUUCCAGCCGCAUCGGCGCCUAUGCAGCCCACAGCGCCAUCAAUAUCAACCACGUCACAGUGGAAAUCCAUUCCUCCAUCAACCACCUUACCUUCUUCAGCCCCAUCCGUCACUUCGCACAGGGAGAGCGAAAGCUUCACCGACCCUGACCCGGCCGUCCUCGCCUGCUACCUAUGCUCGCGACGCUUUAAGACCCCAACCCAACUUGCCAAGCACGAGGCUCAGUCUGAACUACACAGGGGCAAUUUGGCGGAUGAGAGCAAGAGAGCGGAGGGUAGGGAGCGGAAGAGAGAAGCGAGGGACAAGGAUAAGAGGGAGAGAAAGGAGGCAGCGCAGGUUGAGGGAGAAGAGCCUUCAGCCGAAGUCGCGAAGGAAGCGCAGAACAACGAGGUGGAUUGCGCCUCCGGUGAGGCAGCUGCAGCUAUCGUCGCCCCCUCCGUUGCUCCUCCUCAACCACAGUAUAGGGAUCGAGCCCUGGAGCGUCGCGUCGCCUUCGGGAUCGACGAAUCUGCCCUGUCCCAAGCCAAGCGCGCCAAACGUCAUCAUCAACAGGACCGUACCUUUCAUCCCGGUCCUCCUGCUCCUACCGCAUGUUCUGCUGCUCAGCCGGAACCUGAGCCGCAGCCGGCAAGCGGUCGUGCCCUCGACGACAGUAAUGUCGGUCAUGCAAUGUUGCGCGCCAUGGGCUGGGAGAUUGGGCGAGGCUUGGGUGAAGGGGAGAAGGAGGGUAGGGCAGAGCCUGUUGAGGCUGUGCUGGGUUUUGGUGGGGAGGAGAGGGCCGGCAUUGGUGCGACGAGGAGGGUUGAGGAGACUACACUACCUGUCGGCGUGGCAGGGAUAGGCAUGAUGCAAGGCUCGAUGCUUGACCAGGCGAGGGGGGCGAGAAGAAGGAGGUAUGAGGAGAUAGCCGCAGGCGAGGGAGAGGGAAGCCAAGGCCAGCAGCGAUGA